Oreochromis aureus is the source of this 1908-nucleotide messenger RNA. It is a transcript of the gene foxa2, whose product is annotated as forkhead box A2. Bases 238 to 1479 code for a protein of 413 amino acids. Gene Ontology annotation, molecular function: protein domain specific binding; RNA polymerase II cis-regulatory region sequence-specific DNA binding; DNA-binding transcription factor activity, RNA polymerase II-specific. The transcript has 2 exons. Gene Ontology annotation, biological process: anatomical structure morphogenesis; cell differentiation; regulation of transcription by RNA polymerase II. The record is from RefSeq and is a predicted model, not a curated record. Lineage: Eukaryota; Metazoa; Chordata; Actinopteri; Cichliformes; Cichlidae.
GGAGGCUUGCCUAGAGCACAGAGCUAUAUCACAGCGUUAACAAGCAGCACGGAGCGUCAUUUGAACUCCAGUCACUGACAGACGCAUUUCACGGCUGGCUCCAUAAGACACACAUGCUCCAGUCUUCGACGAAGGGACACACCGACGACCUAAAUACACUCAGUGGUCCCCAGUUACCUGCUAUUAGAGAGACUUUUGGCUUUCCCUCUGCUGGGAGACGCUUUGUAAAAGUCCUCCAUGAUGCUUGGAGCAGUUAAAAUGGAAGGACACGAACACACCGACUGGAGCACCUACUACGGAGAGCCCGAGUGUUACACCUCGGUUGGCAACAUGAACGCGGGCCUGGGAAUGAACUCUAUGAAUACCUACAUGAGCAUGUCCGGCAUGAGCACCACUGCCAACAUGACGGCCAACUCCAUGAAUAUGUCAUACGUCAACACGGGCAUGAGCCCCUCCAUGACCGGCAUGUCACCGGGAACCGGAGCCAUGAACGGCAUGGGCGCAGGGAUGACGGCAAUGAGCGCAGCCCUGAGCCCCAGCAUGAGUCCCAUGACCGCACAGCCCGCGUCUAUGAACGCCCUCACGUCGUACUCAAACAUGAACGCCAUGAGCCCGAUAUACGGACAGUCUAACAUCAACAGGUCCAGAGACCCAAAGACCUACCGCAGGAGCUACACGCACGCCAAACCCCCGUACUCCUACAUUUCUCUCAUCACCAUGGCCAUCCAGCAGUCCCCGAGCAAGAUGCUGACACUAGCCGAGAUCUACCAGUGGAUAAUGGACCUCUUCCCGUUUUACCGACAGAACCAGCAGCGCUGGCAGAACUCCAUUCGCCACUCUUUGUCUUUCAAUGACUGUUUCGUCAAAGUGCCCAGGUCGCCGGAUAAACCGGGGAAAGGCUCGUUUUGGACUCUGCACCCGGACUCCGGGAACAUGUUCGAGAACGGCUGCUACCUGAGGAGGCAGAAACGCUUUAAGUGCGACAAGAAGAUGAAGGAACCGGGCCGCAAGUCAGGGGACGGCGGCUCCUCCAACAGCAGCUCAGAGAGCUGCAACGGCAACGAGUCCCCGCUCUCCAACUCCUCCUCCAGCGACCACAAAAGGUCCCUGUCGGACAUGAAGACGAGCCAGGCCCUGAGCCCGGAGCACACCGCUGCUAGCCCGGUGACGCAGGGGCAGCACCUCAUGUCUCAGCAUCACUCGGUUCUUGCGCACGAAGCCCACCUGAAGCCGGAGCACCACUACUCCUUCAACCACCCUUUCUCCAUAAAUAACCUCAUGUCCUCGGAGCAGCAGCAUCACAAAAUGGACUUAAAGACUUACGAGCAGGUGAUGCAUUACUCCGGCUAUGGCUCCCCCAUGGCGGGACCUCUUUCCAUGGGCUCCAUGGCGGGGAAAGCCGGUCUGGAUUCUUCAUCCAUACCUGACACAACUUACUACCAAGGUGUCUAUUCCAGACCAAUCAUGAACUCCUCGUAAACUCUUUUAUCCCCUCAUGUAAUGUGGACUUUCUUCCCAUUCACUUUGUACAUUUGUAAAAGAAAAAAGUAUAGACUUUGUGUACAAUAUGUAUUUCAGAUAUUUUUGACGUUUCCCACAGUUUUAGUUGUCGAGUUUGUUAGUAGCCUAAUUAUUUUGAGAGGAUGCUGAUAUUAAUGAUUAAAAAACACUGAAAAUGUGACGGAAAUCUGCUCAGAAGUUGGUUUCAGGACUGGACCCAAAGACAACCAACAACAACUUGCUGUAAAAUAGCCUGCGUCCGCAUAACUGGACUCGUAAAUGACUCGAAAUGCCUCGCUGGAUUUGUUCAAUCAUUUGUGUAAUUCCUAUUUAUGGCUUGUAUAUGUGUAUUCUUGUAGUGACAAGAACAGAAUCUAUAUUAAAGUGUUAUUGGUUUUGUUUUCUGAA